Molecule: messenger RNA, 1773 nt
Organism: Lichtheimia ornata
Lineage: Eukaryota; Fungi; Mucoromycota; Mucoromycetes; Mucorales; Lichtheimiaceae
Exons: 8
Coding region: 1-1773 (590 amino acids)
Source: RefSeq, a predicted model, not a curated record
AUGCUACGUUGUAAUCGAUUCAACCCUACCACCAACAUGUUGGCUACUACUACCACUACUACCACCACCUCCAAUGCAUCAUCAUCAUCAGCAGCAGCAGCAACGAAUGAUCUUGUGUUUAAUGAUUCAGAUAUCUCAAUGACGCUUACGAUCGAUGACUGCUGUUGUGGUCAAGCAGAUUGCUCUACAUUGCAAUCUUGGACACGUACCGUUCAAAAGCUCGAAACGGAUGCUCGUCUUGCUGCUGAAAUCGGGCAAAGUCUAUUACAGAAACAUGACAAAUAUGUGUUUGAGACUGACAAGUUGAAAAAGGAUCUGCAUAACAAGGCACACGAAUAUCGUGAACGUAUACGUGAUUUGGAACACGCAGUGCAAGUAUCAGAUACAGCCAAGCAGGAGCUUCAUCAAGACAAUAACAAGUGGUACUGGAAAUGGAAACGAACCCAAUCGACAUUGGAUGCAACAGCAGCAGAUCUCGAAAUAGCCAACAAUCGAUGUACACAGCUAUCCAAUGAGCUAAGGAAAAAAGAGCUUGAAAUUGAAAAGCUGCAACCUUUUCGAGUUGAAUCACGCGAAGCUCAUGCUCGUGAAGAAAUGCUUCGUGCCAAGUUGGAUGAUGUGCAGCACGAAGUUGACACAUUACGCAGGAAUGACAAGGCUUUACAAUCUCGCAUGAGAGCCAUCAAAGACAAACAUGCAUCAUUGAAUCGUGCCUAUGAGGCCUUGCAAGCAUCUGUGGAGACACGUAAUGCAAAGUCAUCACGCCUACUCAACCAAGCCACCAUGGUGUCACAUUCAACAAAGCUCAACGAACGCAAAAUGUCAUGGAACGAUCUUAGCACGCUGAGUAACGAAUUACCACCACCCCAUGAAUUGAUGCCAUCGUAUUCAACACCUGCCAUACCGGUAUCAACCAUGGCCCCUGUGCCUGAGGAAGAAUCAUCAGAGUCAUCAUCAUCCAGCGCUGAUGAUAGCGAGGAGGAUAAUGCAUCAUCGAUCCAACACCAUCAUCACUAUCAUUACAUUUUACAAACGAUGAAUCAAGAAUUGAAUCAUAAUACUACUACCACAUUAUCCUUUGAAAAACAUUUAAUGGAUCUGCAUGAUGCAGCCAAAGACAAAUUCGAGAGGUUGAGAGGUACCGAAGCACUUGAAUUAAGCCGGCAAGCCAAGAGCGUUUUUGAUAUGCCACAAAUGGGCAAGUUCAGCAAUGCCAUGAUUGAACAUAUCCUUGCUGACAUGGAUCGUCAAUUUGCAACCACGGUGCCACCCGGUUGUAACACAUUGCUGCCCACCAGUCAGCUCUAUCAAGACUUGCUCAAGGAGAUCGGUGAGCUGCGUACCAACCUUAAUGAUCUCAAGAUCGAUUAUGUAAAACGACUCAAAGAAAAGUACAUGUUACAACGUCAACAACAAGAGGCAAAAUGCUUGCAACAAGAACAAAAACGACAACAGCAACAACAAUCAUCAUCCAUUCUGACAGGUAUUCUUGCUAGCAUAUUCCAACGACCGAUAGAAAGCAGCAACAAACAACAGCAUACAAGAUUGUUGUCAACGUCGUCAUCAGCUCCUUCGAGAAAGCAGCUACACCACCCUGUCCCUCACCAACCACAGCGUCGGUUCCAUUCACGUAGCACGAGCACUUUAUCGGGUCACAGCCAUCAUCGACGCGCCAUUGGCAUAAGCAAUACGCGUGGUGCAUCUGCUCCAGAAUUGGAUUUGGAUAUGAAAGUACGUGGUUCUUUAUCCACUAGUUUAUUUGUUGGAUGGUGA